Messenger RNA from Pseudocercospora fijiensis CIRAD86, 1167 nucleotides. RefSeq lists its product as uncharacterized. NCBI's taxonomy places the organism in Eukaryota, Fungi, Ascomycota, Dothideomycetes, Mycosphaerellales, Mycosphaerellaceae. The record is from RefSeq and is a predicted model, not a curated record. The coding region runs from base 1 to 1167 and encodes 388 amino acids. The transcript has a single exon.
AUGGGCAAUCACGCUCUCAUCUUUGGUGCUACUGGUAUUCAAGGCUGGGCAGUCACCAAAGAACUUCUCAAUGGCUAUCCAUCACCAUCAGCUUUCGAUCGCGUCACGGCCGUGACAAAUCGGCCCGUUACAGGAGAAAUGCUUUGGCCCGAAAGUGACAAACUGCAAGUGGUCAGUGGCAUUGACUUGCUUGGGGACGAUGUCGUACAAGAAAUGGAAGACCGAGUACCGGACAUCACUGGAGUCACACAUGUCUUCUUCUUCGCCUACAUCUACAAAGAGAAUCCCGAUGACGAGAUCUCGAUCAAUGUAGAAUUGCUCAAGAAGGCAGUCUCUGCUGUCGAAAAGCUGUCUGCAAAGCUCAAAUUUGUACUGCUUCCUACCGGGACCAAGGCCUAUGGCGUGCAUCUCCUCGACCAGUUCCCCUUUGCCGACGAGCUACCACUCUCAGAAGACCUGCCCCGGAUUCCGGAACCCUUCGCGAGCCAGAACUUCUAUUACAACCAGACAGAUUGGUUGGAAGCCGCGAGCAAAGGGAAAGCGUGGACUUGGUGCGAGAUACGACCAGAUGUCGUCGUCGGAUUCGUGCCGAACAAUAACGUAUACUGCCUAGCACAGACACUGGCCACUUACUUGACAUGCUAUCGAGAGAUCGAAGGCGAUGGCGCCGAAUGUGCUUUCCCGGGUACUGAUCUGAGCUGGAAGGCUUUGUCAAAUGAUUCUGACCAAGACACCAUUGCCCGGUUCAGCAUCCAUGCGGCUCUGCGCCCAGAAAUUUGUGGACAAGGUCAAGCAUUCAACGUUGCGUCGAGUGGUACACCUUCCUCGUGGUCAGAGAAAUGGCCUAUCAUAUGCGAGUUCUUUGGGCUCAGAGGAACACCACCACCAGCUCACGGAAGUGGACCACAGCCUGGACAAUAUCUGAGCGAGCAUCUUGAACAGUGGCAAGCAUUGGAGCGCAAACAUGGUUUGAGCACUGGCAGGGUUGGCAAUGAUCGGAGUUUGGCAACAUUCCAGUACUUCAUCAUGACGCUUUUCAACUUCGAUAGAAAUCUGGAUCUAGGACGACAGAACAAAGCGUGGGGCCAAGCUGCGGAAGAGAAAGAUAGCAAGCAAGUGUGGUGGACUGCUUUUCAAAGAUUCAGAGAUGCCAAGAUAAUUCCUUGA